UCUAUCUCUCUCUCUCCUCUAGAGCGGCUGCAGCUCCCCCGCUCCUCCACUCCCUCUCCCUCCAUCUCUCCAAGUGCUGGCGGAAUACAGUGAGCUCAAACAAAGAAAGAUUGAUAGAACAAGGGAAGAGAGGAGCUUACGAGUGAACAAUAAGGGAGAAUAGAGAGAGAGAGAGAGAGAGAGAGAGAGAGAGAGAGACGAUCGCAGCAUUUGAGGCUUCAGGAGAGAGGAGGCAGACAGACAGAGUGUGUGAGAGAGUCGCCAUUCCAAACAUGGUUUUUGAGGGAGAUCACUAUCACUGAAAACAACAUAAGGGACAUUUCAGCCGAAACCCAGGAACGCAGGAGGAGAGAGAGCUUCAGACACCGCUAACCCCACCCUCACUCAGCUAAUCUCAGAUGGAGGUGGAUGCAGCUGAGAAGCGCCAUCGAACACGUUCCAAAGGUGUGAGAGUUGCCGUGGAGACUGCAGCACAGGAGCUGUUCAGCUGUCCCACACCGGGGUGUGACGGGAGCGGACACGUGAGGGGCAAAUAUGCCAGGCACAGGAGUGUUUACGGAUGCCCUCUGGCUAAGAAGAGGAAAGGCCAGGAGAAACCUCCGCAGGAGCCAGCUACUAAACGACGGCCGUUUUUAACCAUGGCUGAUGGAGAACCGGUGAUAUACGACAACUACGAAGCUAUGGAAGAGAGCGAGGAGAGAGAACAGGACGAGUUGGACGAAGACGUGGAAGAAGAGGAGGAGGAAGGCGAAGACGGAGACGACGAAGAAGAGGAGUGCUCUGAGGACAAUGACGAGGCCGGUGAGGAGGAAGACGAGGAAGACGAGGAGGAGGAAGAUGAAGGAGAGCCUGAAAGGGAGGAGGGAGACGAGGUAGAGCAGAUGGAGGAAGAGGUGGAGGAAGAUGAGGAGGCGGUGGAACAGGAUGGAGAUGAUGAACAAGAGGAGGAGGGAGAACAGGAUGAGGAAGAGGAGGAAUACGAAGAGCAGGCUCAUCACCAAGAGAAUAGUUAUUCCAGUUGUGGACAAUCAAAGCCCAGCCAGAUGUUUGAGAAAGACAACAACAACAAUAACAACCCAACCAGUGAAGAAUAUGAGAACUAUGAUGAGCUUGUAGCCAAGUCCCUGCUGAACCUGGGCAAAAUAGCGGAGGACGCCGCGUACCAGGCUAUGACGGAGUCCGAGAUGAACAGCAGCUCGUCCAACAGUGCCGGUGAGGACGACGACGAGGAUGAGGAGGAUGGUCACGAGCACGGAGGACGGAAGGGUGAGUUAAGUGUGGACCUGGACAGUGACGUGGUACGGGAGACAGUGGACUCACUGAAGCUGCUGGCACAGGGUCACGGAGCUGUGCUGCCAGACGAUGGCUACCCUGAGUCUGGUCCUGGCCAGGAACACCAUAACGGCCAGCCCGAAGAGAGCGAGGAAGGCGUGUGCCUUAGCAGUCUGGAAUGUCUGAGGAACCAAUGCUUCGAUCUGGCACGCAAGCUAAGCGAAACGCAGCCGCUCGAGCAGACUAUGUUGCAGCACCAGGCUGAGCAGCAGCACCUACACCUCCAGAUGCACCACCACCUGUCUCGCUAUGAGAGUUGCCAUCAAGCCCAAAUGGAGCCUCAGAGACCAAUGGAAAGGAGCUACUCAGACAUGGUGAACCUGAUGAAGCUCGAAGAGCAGCUCAGCCCAGCGUCCAGGGGUUACCCCUCAAGCUGCGCCCAAGAAGGGGAUGAAGACACAACAUCUGUGGCGUCAGAGCAUUCAGACGAGGCCUUUGACAUCACCAAGGGUAACCUGUCCCUGCUGGAGAAGGCCAUCGCUUUGGAAUCAGAGCGUGCCAAGGUCAUGCGUGAUAGGAUGGCGUCGGAGCAGGCAGUGGCUCGGAGGGAUCAUCAGCGGCUACAUGGGGAGCACAGCCCCAGGCAGAGUAGUGGAGCUGAGGAGCGUAAAGCCCGACUACACCAUGAUGGGGCAAGAAGAGCCUAUUACCCUAAAGAUCCUUCAAGAGGUGAGAAAAAAGAGAGCAAGUGCCCCACCCCAGGGUGUGACGGCACGGGCCACGUCACAGGCCUGUACCCACACCACAGAAGUCUGUCCGGCUGCCCUCACAAAGACCGCGUACCACCAGAAAUUCUUGCAAUGCAUGAGAAUGUUCUAAAGUGCCCGACGCCUGGCUGCUCGGGACGCGGCCACGUUAAUAGCAACAGGAACUCGCACCGCAGUCUCUCAGGAUGUCCUAUAGCAGCCGCUGAGAAGAUUGCAAAAGUUCAGGAGAAGCAUCAAUCGAGUGACGGAACCAAGUCCAAUCAGGCAUCUGACCGCGUGCUGAGGCCUAUGUGCUUUGUGAAACAGUUGGAGAUCCCACAGUAUGGUUACAAAAAUAACGUCUCCACCAGCACGCCUCGCUCCAAUCUAGCCAAGGAGCUGGAGAAGUACUCCAAGACCAGCUUCGACUAUGGAGGCGGCUACGACGGCCAGCCUCACGCCUACAGCAAGCGUUCGCUUACACAGAAGGGCCACGGACGAGACACUUCACCAAGAGGAUACGAUGACUCAUUUGCUCUCAGCAUUCAUCAUGGAACAUCAGACCAUCCACUAAGCGAGUCUUCCAAGCGGUACUGUAAGACCUCGAGUCCGGCCAGCAGUACAACAAGCAGCUAUGCUCCCAGCAGCAGCGGCAGUAGUCUGAGUUGUGGGGGAGGAAGAGGAGGGAGAGGAGGAGGAGGAGGAGGAGGAGGAGGAAGCAGCGCCAGCAGCACCUGCAGCAAGAGCAGCUUUGACUACACGCACGACAUGGAGGCCGCUCACAUGGCCGCCACGGCCAUCCUCAACCUGUCCACACGCUGCCGAGAGAUGCCCCAGAGCCUGAGCGCUAAAGGCCCCGAGCUCCUCGCACAGAGUCCAGAGGAGCAGGACGUGGAGGAGAACGGGACUCUGGACCUGAGCGUGGGUCGUGCAGGGGGCAUGGGUGAGGGCACGGUGCUCACGCCGCUGCAGCCCAUGUCCCCCCAGCGGCAAGCACUGCUCAAUAGCCGCUGCUACCAGAUGGGCCCAGACUGCUGGGACCUGCCAGUGGACUACACCAAGAUUAAGAGCCUGGACGAGGACCAUAAAGAGGAUGAGUUGGACCCUUUCCAGGAGUUGCUGGAGAAUCAGCAGUACCCGGGUGAGGUGUCCCUCCCCAGCCCUAAACACAAAUAUGCCCCCUGCAAAGAAAGCAAGAAAGAACUCCUCACACUCUCUAGCUGCCAGUUAGCUGAUAAAGGAAUGCGUAGUAUGAUGACAGCAAACUCACAGGAUUUAAAGUGUCCUACUCCAGGUUGUGAUGGCUCCGGGCACAUUACAGGCAACUAUGCCUCACACAGGAGUCUGUCAGGUUGUCCCAGAGCGAAGAAGAGUGGAAUUAAAAUAAUUCAUAACAAGGAAGACAAGGAUGAUCAGGAGCCAAUUAAGUGUCCUGUACCUGGGUGUGACGGUCAGGGUCAUGUGACAGGGAAGUACGCGUCUCAUCGCAGUGCAUCCGGCUGCCCACUGGCUGCCAAGCGUCAGAAGGAUGGUUUUGUGAACGGAGCUCCAUUUCCAUGGAAGUCUGGAAAAACUGAUGGUAUGACAUGCCCCACACCUGGAUGUGAUGGCUCAGGCCAUGUCAGUGGCAGCUUUCUCACCCACCGGAGUCUCUCUGGCUGUCCCCGUGCCACUUCAGCCAUGAAGAAAGCACGAAUGACUGGCGUCGAAAUGCUUACAAUCAAGCAGCGUGCAAGCAAAGGAAUAGAGAACGAUGAGGAAAUCAAACAGCUGGAUGAAGAAAUCAAAGAUCUUAAUGAAUCGAACAAUCAAGUGGAGUCAGAUAUGAUUAAACUUAGGACACAAAUCACCACCAUGGAGACCAACCUGAAGUCCAUGGAGGAGGAGAACAAGGCCAUUGAGCAGCAGAAUGACUCACUGCUGCAUGAGCUGGCUAACCUCAGCCAGUCGCUCAUCAACAGCUUGGCCAACAUCCAGCUCCCUCAUAUGAAACCGGUGCCACUGAAAGAGGCCCCUGUUAAAAAUUACUGCUGUUUACAGAUGCCCCACAGAGAGCCGAUGAACGAGCAAAAUUUUGACAGUUACGUGAGCACUUUGACAGAUAUGUAUACGCAUCAGGACCAGUACCAGAGCCCUGAGAACAAAGCCCUGCUGGAGAACAUCAAACAAGCUGUGCAGGGCAUCCAAGUGUAGCUCCCUGAGCCACUGCCUCGUUUUUUUUUUUAAAGGGCUUGCAUUAAGCAAGUACUGAUAAGCAAAAAGAAAGAAAAACGAAACAAGGAAAAAAGAAAAAAAAACAACAACAACAUGUAAAAAGUAUGGAUAAUGAUUAUGAUUUUUGCUGCUGUAAUUAAUUGUAUUAUCUUUCAUUAUUUAUGAUUCUGUUAUGCUUUUGA
Messenger RNA from Ictalurus punctatus (channel catfish), 4414 nucleotides. It is a transcript of the gene myt1la, whose product is annotated as myelin transcription factor 1-like, a. Gene Ontology annotation, cellular component: nucleus. NCBI's taxonomy places the organism in Eukaryota, Metazoa, Chordata, Actinopteri, Siluriformes, Ictaluridae. Gene Ontology annotation, molecular function: RNA polymerase II cis-regulatory region sequence-specific DNA binding; DNA-binding transcription factor activity, RNA polymerase II-specific; zinc ion binding. Gene Ontology annotation, biological process: regulation of transcription by RNA polymerase II. The record is from RefSeq and is a predicted model, not a curated record. The transcript has 24 exons. The coding region runs from base 399 to 4211 and encodes 1270 amino acids.